This is a messenger RNA of Nanorana parkeri, 477 nucleotides long. RefSeq names its product transcription factor Sox-1. The transcript has a single exon. Gene Ontology annotation, molecular function: RNA polymerase II cis-regulatory region sequence-specific DNA binding; DNA-binding transcription factor activity, RNA polymerase II-specific. Lineage: Eukaryota; Metazoa; Chordata; Amphibia; Anura; Dicroglossidae. Bases 47 to 475 code for a protein of 142 amino acids. Gene Ontology annotation, biological process: cell differentiation; anatomical structure morphogenesis; regulation of DNA-templated transcription. The record is from RefSeq and is a predicted model, not a curated record.
UCGCACCCAGCCUGUGAAUAGAGAGACCCCCCAGCCAGCUGUGUGAAUGUACAGUAUGAUGAUGGAGACGGACUUACACUCCCCCGGGGUGCAGCCCCCCACUAACACGGGGCAAGCCGGGGGAGGGGGCAAUAAGGCCAACCAGGACCGGGUGAAGAGGCCCAUGAACGCUUUCAUGGUGUGGUCCAGGGGGCAGAGGAGGAAGAUGGCCCAGGAGAACCCCAAGAUGCACAACUCGGAGAUCAGCAAGAGACUGGGGGCCGAGUGGAAAGUCAUGUCCGAGGCCGAGAAGAGGCCCUUCAUUGACGAGGCCAAGAGGCUGCGAGCCUUGCACAUGAAGGAGCACCCGGAUUACAAGUACAGGCCCCGGAGGAAGACCAAGACUCUGCUCAAGAAGGACAAGUACUCCCUGGCCGGGGGCUUGCUGCAUGGAGGAGGACACAUGGGAGUCGGCCUGAGCCCGGGUGGAGGUUGAGG